CCCGUAUCCUUUUUUUGUCUCUCGAUUUCUGUGUCUCUGAUGAUUUUCUAUCCUCAUACUGCUCUAAUUAUUCCUGGCCUUCUCUACUCACCAUGUUCAACCUCACCAAACCUCAACGAUUGAUGAUCAUUAUCGGAAUAUCGUUUUCCUUUUUCCUUGCGGAAAUCGGAGUCGGGUUCUACACAAAGUCGUUGGCUCUAGUGGCUGAUGCUUUCCAUUAUUUAAACGAUCUGGUUGGCUUCGUUGUGGCAUUUGUUGCAUUCAAGAUCUCAGAACGAAGUCAUUCUCCCAAAGAACUUUCCUUCGGUUGGCAGAGAGCAAAUCUCUUGGGUGGCUUCUUCAAUGGCGUCUUCCUACUUGCAUUGGGUGUUAGUAUCUUUUUGCAAGCGGUGGAGAGAUUCAUCGACUUGAAACGAGUCGAGAAUCCUAAGCUUGUUUUGAUUGUUGGAUGCGUUGGCUUUGGUCUUAAUGUCAUCAGCGCCGCCUUCCUACACGAACACGACCAUGAUGUUCACCAGGCUGUGAAUCAGGGUAUUGGUGCAACCAGUGACGUUGAUAUGGGUGCGGUGAACGCCGGACAUAGUCAUAGCACUCACCGCCAUGAAGAUUCCACCAGGUCUACAAAAAAAGGCCACGAUCAUGAUCUCGGCAUGAUGGGUGUUUUGUUGCACGUCAUUGGCGAUGCUGCCAACAACGUCGGCGUCAUUAUUGCUGCUGCAGUCAUCUGGAAGGCCAAGUAUUCCGCAAGGUUCUACGCCGAUCCAGCUGUUAGUAUGGCGAUUUCAUUGAUGAUCUUGUUCUCUGCCAUCCCGUUAGUCAAGAGAACUGGCGCCAUCCUCAUGCAAACUGUUCCUCGAGGAUUGGAUCCCAACGAUGUGAAACAUGACAUCGAAACGAUCGAUGGUGUACUAGCAGUACAUGAACUGCAUAUCUGGCGCCUGAAUCAGCAAAAAGCAGUGGCUUCGGCUCAUAUUGUUGUGUCCGACGAGGCCAUGGCGGAUUUCAUGACCCUUGCUAGCACAAUUAAAGAGUGUUUUCAUGCCUAUGGCGUCCACUCGGCUACUCUUCAGCCGGAGUUGCUGGCGCCAACACAAAGUGCUUCUGGCGCCGAGAGUCAGCCAGUAGGUGAGGGACUGAGGCGUAGGAACGCUGAGGAUGCCUCUUGCAUGCUGGGUUGUGGAGCGACUCUAUGCGAGGAUUUGACAUGUUGUGGUUAACACUCAUAUGAGAGCAAUAUUUUUUGGCCGCAAAGCGUCAUCUCAAGUCGUUUGGGACAUUUUAGGUGAAUGAAGUCACGCUAUAGACUUGCAUAGUUGUAAUGUACUUCAUGUGCC
Molecule: messenger RNA, 1334 nt
Organism: Exophiala oligosperma
Lineage: Eukaryota; Fungi; Ascomycota; Eurotiomycetes; Chaetothyriales; Herpotrichiellaceae
Exons: 9
Coding region: 93-1217 (374 amino acids)
Biological process (GO): zinc ion transmembrane transport; intracellular zinc ion homeostasis
Cellular component (GO): membrane
Molecular function (GO): zinc ion transmembrane transporter activity
Source: RefSeq, a predicted model, not a curated record